AUGGCGUCCCAAGACCGCAUUAGCAAGCUCCCGAACGAGCUGCUGCUUCUCAUCCUAGAGAAGUUUGCCAACAAGAGAGACCUGAAGUCGCACUCUCUAGUGUCGCGAAAGUUUCACGGCAUCGCGCGCCCACUUUUCUACAAAGAGUGCAACAUUCGGUACAAUCAAGUUAUUCCUCUGACAAAGGAUGUCACUACACAGCCCGACUUGGCUAAGAAGGUGCAGGUCUUGAACAUCGUAGCUUACGACACGGGCACGGCGCCCUCGGCCUUCGAAACGUUCUGCGAGACCUUGGACGAGACCAAUGACCAGUCAAGCUUUUUGGCUCGUCAUGCCGAAGGCACAUUCAUGCGCGCUGCCUACGACCAGCUGAGCAACAAAGUCAACGCGAGCUUCAAGCUAUUCUGGCUCUCGAGGCUGUUUACAGACUGUGCCGAAGCCCACCUUGCGCUACUUCUCUCGGUUCUCCCUCAGCUCCGCAUCCUCAGGAUCAGGUUCGAUUGGAUCAAUGAUCAGGACACCUCGUUCUUACAGCUAGCUCUGGAGAAGGUUGCCAAGGCUCGUUCUGCGCAGCCCCUCCAGAUCCUGGGCGAGCUUAGGGCUCUUAAUGUUAAGGUCCCCGUUGGCAUGUCUCCAGACUACACGUUCUCUCCUAUGGCUCCCUUGUUCGGUGCACCACGCCUUAGGAUGCUCAGCGUUUCCGACCUCAACUCACCUCGGAUGCUUUCAGACGUUCUUCCUAGCGCUCUGGCCAUCAAGACCAUCACUAUCAAGGCCAGUGCCCUGGACGCUGUCUUUCUUGGCGCGUUAGUCCGCUCAUGUCCGCACCUGGAAGCUCUAAACAUUGUCUGUGGUCGUAGGACCGACGACCUAAACGGCUGGUUCAAAACCGUGACCGCCGCCAUCCGUACCCGUGCUGCGACUCUUCAGGUCCUCAGCCUCACCACUCAAUUCCUUGACGAUGGCGCUCACAUGGACGCACACUUCGAUGACAUGACGGAAUUCGCUCAGCUUAGGUCUCUCAAAGUCCCAGAGCACCUACUGCUCGGAUCUCCUGCCCACGAUGCUUUGCUGCUUAGAAACAUCCUGCCCCGGAGCCUUGAGGAGCUCCACAUGACUCAAUGCACGCCCAAGCUCUUAGAAUCAGUGAAAUCAAUUGUUUCAGCUGGCUUUUUAAAGCUCCAGAAGAUCUCCGCUGAGUUUGACAGGGUCGCCCCUACUAUUGAUGACUCGGUCAUGGCUCUUGCGGAGUCCAUGGUCGAACUCAAGAAGCUUUAUCAAGAGUCGAUGGGUGUCGAGCUGCGCUGGACGAUGACCACACUCACCUCAUUGAUAGCAGACGCCGAAUUGGACGACUUUUUUGAGGAGAACAUGCAAGGCUAG
Lasiodiplodia theobromae is the source of this 1383-nucleotide messenger RNA. RefSeq lists its product as uncharacterized. Lineage: Eukaryota; Fungi; Ascomycota; Dothideomycetes; Botryosphaeriales; Botryosphaeriaceae. The coding region runs from base 1 to 1383 and encodes 460 amino acids. The record is from RefSeq and is a predicted model, not a curated record. The transcript has a single exon. Gene Ontology annotation, molecular function: protein binding.